UCCAAAUUGUUGAAAAUAAAUUUAGGAACUUUAUGUACAAUUUUGGGAAUAAAACAUUUCUAUAACUUGUGAUAUAUGUUACAAAUACAAAGAUCACAAGAAAACUGUACAGACUCCUUGAUAAUCAUGUGAGUUUAAGCUCCUUAAGGCCUUUACUUGCUUUAUUGACUCUUUAACUCUUCUUAUUCUCUAACUUCAUUUUUUGUUUUUAUAUUGUUUAUCUGUCUCCCAUGCUAGAAUGCAGGAUAUUGAUUUUUGUCUGUUUUGUUCAUUGCUACAUUAUUGGCACCUAGAAUAGUAUCUGAGAUGUAUGUACUCAAAUAUCUGAAUUGAUUAGGAUAAAAUAAUAUGAAAACUUUUCAUAUAGUAACAAUAUCAAAAAUUGUCUAAAUUGUGAUGAUAAUUUACUUCUUUCUAUUAUAAUAAAUGUACCCUAACUAGGAAUUUGAAGGGGAAAUAAGGAUCUGCUACAUGGAAUGAAGAUUAACUCCAUCUAUUCCCAUUUUAAACAAUGGGAAAAGAUAGUUUAAAAAAAAAAGAUCUUUAAAAACAUGAAUUUAUUUUGAUACAAUACUAAAAUUUUAGUUUCAGUGUGUCUUUAUUCCUAGGCUUACUGUUUAUACAAAGACAAGUACAUUCUUAAAAUUAUUAAAAUGAAACUCAAAGUAAUAAGUUCAUUCCUCUUUUUACAUGGUUGCCUGGUUUGAAAAAUCCAAGGAGAUUAUUCAGAGUCAAGGAAAUUCAAAAGAUGAAGCUGUUCUAAAUAUGAUAGAAGACUUAGUUGAUCUUCUGCUGGUCAUACAUGAUGUCAGUGAUGAAGGUAAAAAACAAGUAGUGGAAAGUUUCGUACCUCGCAUUUGUUCCCUGGUUAUUGACUCAAGAGUGAAUAUUUGUAUUCAGCAAGAGAUAAUUAAAAAAAUGAAUGCUAUGCUUGACAAAAUGCCUCAAGAUGCCCGGAAAAUACUCUCUAACCAAGAAAUGUUAAUUCUCAUGAGUAGUAUGGGAGAAAGGAUUUUAGAUGCUGGAGAUUAUGACUUACAGGUAGGCAUUGUAGAAGCUUUAUGUAGAAUGACCACAGAAAAACAAAGGCAAGAACUGGCACAUCAGUGGUUUUCAAUGGAUUUUAUUGCUAAGGCAUUUAAAAGAAUUAAGGACUCUGAAUUUGAAACAGAUUGCAGGAUAUUUCUCAACCUUGUAAAUGGCAUGCUUGGAGACAAAAGAAGGGUCUUUACAUUUCCUUGUUUAUCAGCAUUUCUUGAUAAAUAUGAGCUGCAAAUACCAUCAGAUGAAAAACUUGAGGAAUUUUGGAUUGAUUUUAAUCUUGGGAGUCAGACUCUCUCAUUCUACAUUGCUGGAGAUAAUGAUGAUCAUCAAUGGGAAGCAGUUACUGUGCCAGAGGAAAAAGUACAAAUAUACAGCAUUGAAGUGAGAGAAUCAAAGAAGCUACUAACGAUAAUUCUGAAAAAUAUAGUAAAAAUUAGCAAAAGAGAAGGGAAAGAAUUGCUUUUGUAUUUUGAUGCAUCACUAGAAAUCACUAAUGUGACUCAAAAAAUUUUUGGUGCAAAUAAACAUAGGGAAUCUAUCAGAAAACAAGGUAUUUCAGUUGCCAAAACAUCGCUGCAUAUACUUUUUGAUGCAAGUGGAUCACAGAUUCUAGUGCCAGAAAGUCAAAUCUCACCAGUCAGAGAAGAACUCGUUAGUUUAAAGGAAAAAUCAAAGUCCCCAAAGGAAUUUGCUAAACCUUCAAAAUAUAUCAAAAACAGUAACAAAGGGAAUAGAAAUGAUAGUCAGCUUGAGAUAAUUACUCCUAGCAAAAGAAAAAUGUCUGAAGCAUCAAUGAUUGUUUCUGGGGCAGAUAGAUACACUGUGAGAAGUCCAGUACUUUUCAGCAACACAUCAAUACCACCACAAAGAAGAAGAAUUAAACCACCACUGCAAAUGACGAGUUCUGCAGAGAAACCUAGUGUUUCUCAGACAUCAGAAAAUGGAGUGGAUAAUGCUGCAUCACUGAAAUCUAGACCAUCAGAAGAAAGACAUAAGAGAGAUAAUACAGACAAACACAUCAAAACUGCUAAGUGUGUAGAAAACACAGAAAAUAUGAACGUUGAAUUCCCAAACCAAAAUUUUAAUGAACUCCAGGAUGUUAUACCUGAUUCACAGGCAGUGGAAAAAAGAGAUCAUACUGUAUUACCUGGUGUUUUAGACAACAUCUCUGGAAAUAAAAUGCACAGCAAAUGGGCAUGUUGGACACCUGUAACAAACAUUGAACUAUGUAAUAACCAAAGAGCAAGUACUUCAUCAGGAGACACAUUUAAUCAAGAUAUUGUUAUAAAUAAAAAACUUACUAAACAAAAAUCAUCCUCUUCAAUAUCUGAUCAUAAUUCUGAAGAAACAGGAAAAGUGAAAUAUAAGAAAGAACGAACCGAUCAUCUCAAAAGAGAUAAAGCAGAAGUAGAAGUUUGCAAGAAACACAAUCAACAACAAAAUCAUCCUAAAUAUCCAGGGCAGAAAAGUACUGAAAACGCCAAGCAGAGUGAUUGGCCUGUUGAAUCUGAAACUACUUUUAAAUCAGUUCUCCUAAAUAAGACAAUUGAAGAAUCGCUGAUUUAUAGGAAGAAAUACGUAUUGUCAAAAGAUGUGAAUACUGCUACUUGCGAUAAAAAUCCUUCUGCUAGCAAAAAUAUGCAAAGUCAUAGAAAAGCAGGGAAAGAAUUGACUUCUGAGCUUAAUUCCUGGGAUUUGAAACAAAAAAAAAUGAGAGAAAAGUCAAAAGGGAAAGAAUUUACCCAUGCAGCAGAAUCCUUGAUAAGCCAAAUCAAUAAAAGAUACAAAACAAAAGAUGACAUCAAGUCUACAAGAAAAUUAAAGGAGUCUUUGAUUAACAGUGGUUUUUCAAACAAAUCUGUUGUACAACUCGGUAAGGAAAAAGUUCAGAAAAAAAGCUACAGAAAACUGAAGACUACUUUUGUCAAUGUUACUUCUGAGUGCCCAUUGAAUGAUGUUUACAAUUUUAAUUUGAACGGAGCAGAUGACCCUAUCAUAAAACUUGGAAUCCAAGAGUUUAAAGCUGCAGCUAAAGAAGCCUGUGCGGAUAAGUCGAUUAGAUUGGUAGGUCCAAGGAAUCAUGAUGAACUUAAAUCUUCUGUCAAAACAAAAGAUAAAAAUAUUAUAACAAAUCAUCAAAAGAAAAAUCUAUUUAGUGAUACUGAAACAGAGUACAGAUGUGAUGACAGCAAGACUGAUAUUAGCUGGCUAAGAGAACCCAAAUCAAAACCACAGCUAAUAGACUAUAGCAGAAAUAAAAAUGUGAAGAAUCAUAAAAGUGGAAAAUCAAGAUCAUCCUUGGAAAAGGGACAACCAAGCUCUAAAAUGAUACCCAGUAAAAAUAUCACCAAAAAGAUGGACAAGACAGUUCCGGAAGGAAGGAUCAGACUUCCACGAAAAGCAACCAAAACAAAAAAAAAUUAUAAAGAUCUCUCAAAUUCAGAAUCAGAGUGUGAACAAGAAUUUUCACAUUCAUUUAAAGAGAACUUGCUAGUAAAGGAGGAGAAUAUCCGUUCCAGAAUGAAAACCGUAAAGCUACCAAAGAAACAACAGAAAGUCUUCCGUGCUGAAACAGAAAAGGAACUAUCAAAACACUGGAAAAACUCAUGUCUACUAAAAGAUACUAUACGAGAUAAUUGCCUUGACUUAUCUCCUAGAUCUUUAUCUGGCAGUCCAUCAUCUAUAGAAGUAACGAGAGGUGUAGAGAAAAUAACGGAAAAGGAUUUUACUCAGGAUUAUGACUGCAUAACAAAAUCUAUAUCACCUUAUCCAAAAACUUCAUCACUUGAAUCCUUAAAUAGUAACAGUGGAGUUGGAGGUACAAUAAAGUCACCCAAAAACAAUGAGAAAAACUUCCUGUGUGCAAGUGAAAGUUGUUCACCAAUUCCACGACCACUGUUUUUGCCCAGACAUACUCCAACUAAGAGUAAUACUAUUGUAAAUAGAAAAAAAAAAAGUUCUCUGGUACUUACACAAGAAACACAAAACCAUAACAGCUAUUCAGAUGUAAGCAGUUAUAGUUCAGAAAAACGGUUUAUGGAAAUUGAAUCUCCAAAUAUCAAUGAAAAUUAUAUACAAAGCAAAAGAGAGGAAAGUCAUUCAGCAUCUUCAUUAUCCAAGUCUAGUGAAGGAAGAGAGAAAAUGUGGUUUGACAUGCCCUGUGAUGCUACUCAUGUAUCAGGCCCCACUCAACAUCUUAGUCGCAAACGGAUAUACAUAGAAGAUAAUCUGAGUAAUUCCAAUGAAGUAGAAAUGGAAGAGAAAGGAGAAAGGAGAGCAAACUUACUUCCCAAAAAACUGUGUAAAAUUGAAGAUGCAGAUCAUCAUAUCCACAAAAUGUCUGAAAGUAUAUCUUCAUUAUCAACAAAUGACUUUUCUAUUCCUUGGGAGACCUGGCAAAAUGAAUUUGCAGGUAUAGAGAUGACUUAUGAGACUUAUGAGAGGCUCAAUUCAGAAUUUAAGAGAAGGAAUAAUAUCCGACAUAAAAUGUUGAGUUAUUUUACUACGCAGUCUUGGAAAACAGCCCAACAACAUCUGAGAACAAUGAAUCAUCAAAGUCAGGACUCUAGGAUUAAAAAACUUGAUAAAUUCCAAUUCAUUAUCAUAGAGGAGCUGGAGAAUUUUGAAAAAGAUUCACAGUCUUUAAAAGAUUUGGAAAAGGAAUUUGUGGACUUUUGGGAAAAGAUAUUUCAGAAGUUCAGUGUAUAUCAAAAAAGUGAACAACAGAGGCUUCAUCUUUUGAAAACUUCAUUGGCUAAAAGUGUCUUCUGUACUACUGAUAAUGAAGAAACUAUUUUUACAUCUGAGAUGUGUUUGAUGAAAGAAGAUAUGAAAGUGCUGCAAGACAGGCUUCUUAAGGACAUGCUAGAAGAGGAGCUUCUUAAUGUACGCAGAGAACUGAUGUCAGUAUUCAUGUCUCAUGAAAAAAAUGUUAAUGUGUGAAAUCUAGUUUAAUCAACAUAUUUUAUCUAAUUAUUCUUAUCUGUGUAUAACUGAGGAAAUAAGAGUAGUCCUACAAAGAGAAAAAUAUACAUGUUACCCAAGCAAGUGUACCCUUUAUAGGAACCCUCAAAAUAAAAAAAAAGUCUUUUAAUGGAUGAGAAAGACCCACUAUAACAUGACUCCAAGCCCAGAAAACUUCUGUCUAUACACUAUUAUUUUUUAAUUUUGGAGAUGAAAGCUUCAAGAAACUUUUUGAGUUAAUUAUGCUCAUAAAAUGAGUUUAAUUAAAUUUUAUUGUGUAAAAUGUAUUAUUACAUAAAAUGUGUUUUUGAAUCAAUGCAGUUUGGGGAUGAAUAUAAUUAAAAUGUUUAAUAGCUUAGAAUUCAACUAAUAAAAAUUUAGCCACACUUACAAGGGGGAGGAAGUCCCUAAUUUAAAAUGUAUACCUGAGUGGUAGAUCAGUACUUUCAGCACACUGUUAGAAACAUUUAUUCGGUUAUGGCUCUGGCCUAAAAAAGCUACUACGUUGCCUAAAUAUGUUAAUUCAAUAUAGAAGUCCUAUUUCAUAAGCAGGCUGUUUGACAAAUACUUUUAAUCUAGUAGUCGUUGUAAUAUCUUGCUAGAUUAAUUUAUAAAAAUGAGUACACGUUUGAUUUGCUUUUAAUGAAGUUGAAAUAAAAGCUUAUGUCACUUGAAUAAAUAUAAAUCAUUAUAUUCCUA
Chlorocebus sabaeus (green monkey) is the source of this 5706-nucleotide messenger RNA. RefSeq names its product synaptonemal complex protein 2 (gene SYCP2). Gene Ontology annotation, cellular component: condensed chromosome, centromeric region; lateral element. The record is from RefSeq and is a predicted model, not a curated record. Lineage: Eukaryota; Metazoa; Chordata; Mammalia; Primates; Cercopithecidae. Gene Ontology annotation, biological process: mitotic G1 phase; female meiotic nuclear division; male meiotic nuclear division.